AUGGCUGCAUCUGCCACACAAAACCCUCCCGUCAAGACUGAGUCGAAGUCUGCGAAGAAGAAGAAGAAGGCCAAGGCCGCUUCUUCGGAGUCUGAGGCUGUCAAGUCCCCAGCCGUCGCCGAGCUCAAUACCCCAAGUGCUACCGCAGAGAGCAACAGUGGCGAUGGUUCCUACGAGAGUCCCUACAUCAAGGAGCUGUACAAGAACAUCCGCAAUGUCAACAAGAAGAUCACCAAUGCCUCCAAAGUUGAUAACGUCGUCGCUGCGAACCCUGGCAAAUCCCUCGACGAGCUCGUAUCCACCAAGCUGAUCAAUGCCGACCAAAAAGCACAGAUCCUCAAGAAGCCAGCUCUCCAAGCAUCUCUCACACAACUGGAGGAACAAAUUGCCCAAUAUAAGAAGUUCGACCAGGAAUACAAAGCUGCUUCCCAAGCCGAGAAGGCCGAGUUCGAGAAGACUCUAACAGAGCGUGCCAACAAGGAAUUGGAGGAGGCUGUUUCUGCUGCCAAGGUUGAAGCUGAAGCUACUGCCGCAAAGGACCAACAAGACAACUUGCUGCUCCUCUCACAAUUCUUGAAGUUGGCUGCUAUCAGAAGAAGCGAGGAGGAAGUUGCAGAGCUGGAGGAGAGCAAGGCCCUUGAGGGUCUGCUUGGUCAAGUUUACCAUGGUGACUCUACUGCUGUGUCUGCUAUGAUGAACUUGAUUCAAGGUAGCAGCGAGAAGGUCAAGUCUGUCAAUGGAGAGGUGCUCGAUGUCGAUUUUGCCCAUCUCAAGGAAAUCGCAUCGGUCAUCCCACCAACGAUCAUGCCCGCCCCAGAAGCCGAGGAAGAAGAAGUUGAGGAGGAGCCUGCUGCUGCCACCACAGAGUAUCCAGUUGAGAGCGAUCCUACAAUUGCCAAUGCUGGACUGACUGAGCUCGACGAACCUACAACCGCCACAUUGACCAACGGCCAUACUGAGUCGACUUUGGAAGGUCAAGGCAUUCCAGCCAACGCGGGUUUUGGUGACGGAGCUGCCAAUGCUGCAGCGGAGGCCAACUGGGACCAAAGCAAUGACCUGUCGACAUCUCAAGAAUGGGUCGAGGUACCUCGUGAUGCCACUGAGACCGACACAGGAGUGACUGCUACGCCGGCUGCUCCAUCUCAAGUCCAAAGCUGGGCCGAUGACCAACCAGAUAGUCCAGUAUGUAUCUUGUCUACACAAUUCAUUUCUAUACUAACUGCUACACAGCCUGCCGCACCAGCAUCAAACCCCAAUGACGGCUUCCAGGAGAUUCAACGAAAUCGAGGUGGUCGAGGCAACUUCCGUGGCGGUCGAGGUCGUGCUGAUGGAUUCAGCCGCGGUGGACGAGGCUCAUUCCGAGGCGAUGUCUACCGUGGACGAGGACGAGGUGGUGGCGGUGCCAAUGGCCCACGAGGA
Molecule: messenger RNA, 1419 nt
Organism: Mollisia scopiformis
Lineage: Eukaryota; Fungi; Ascomycota; Leotiomycetes; Helotiales; Mollisiaceae
Exons: 4
Source: RefSeq, a predicted model, not a curated record